Molecule: messenger RNA, 1958 nt
Organism: Austrofundulus limnaeus
Lineage: Eukaryota; Metazoa; Chordata; Actinopteri; Cyprinodontiformes; Rivulidae
Gene: g6fl
Product: g6f-like
Exons: 11
Coding region: 1-1596 (531 amino acids)
Biological process (GO): T cell activation; interleukin-15-mediated signaling pathway; positive regulation of ERK1 and ERK2 cascade
Cellular component (GO): external side of plasma membrane; membrane raft
Molecular function (GO): protein tyrosine kinase binding; MHC class II protein binding
Source: RefSeq, a predicted model, not a curated record
AUGUCAGUCAGGAACCCCACAAAUUCCUCUCAUGUCAAAAUCCCAGAAAAGCACAAUGUUAUUCUGGUUGAAGAGAAGUCACAGACCUCUUUAGGCUGCACCGGUCCACCACUGAGAGGGAACAUGUCCGUGAACUGGAUGGUGAAGUUAGGCAAUGUGGGUGAGUGGAAACUUCUUUUCUCAGUCAGUGAAAAGAAGAAGUUCUCUGGAGAAGCCAUGAAGGAACACAUGCUGAUGACUGACAGCAACUUUCCAAGCACCGGGGAUUUUUCGCUGUUCCUCUCACCCAGGGUGGAGGACGGUGGUCUCUACUCGUGUCGAAUACAGCAACAGGAGAGCAAACUGAGGGAGAAGACCUUCCUCCUAGCAGUCCUAAAAGUCAGCUUUUACCCAGAUCCGCCUGUCAAACAUAGCAGUGUCCUGCGGCUCGUUGGCCGAGUCAUACCUGACCUCGCCAUUUCCAAAAUCACCUGGACAGGACCUGGCGGCCUUCCUAUGAAGACUGAGAGGAAGCCAAACACGGGCACAGUGACCAAAGUGCCACAUGUCCAAAGAAAUGACAGCGGGACUUACAUCUGUACCGUAUACCCCUGGGGAAAUAGCACCAACGUGUUGGCUGUAAAUGUGAACGUGACUGUUGAUGCUGACAAAUUGGCCUCAUUCUUCAAUGCACAACAAGACCACAUGAUCCACACCGGCGUUCAGGCUCUAAAACCCAUCCAUCUGGCCUGUCCCAAUGUCCAAGGCGACCUUGUCCAGCUGUACUGGACCGCCCCGCAGUUCAGCAACAAAAAGAGCAUCAAUAAGUUGGUGUACAGUUACGAUCGCUGGAGGGGAUCCACCCAGAMGACGAGUGGUAGAAUCCAUUUGGCUGGCCCACCCUACAGCGCAGAUGCCGGGAGCUUUUCCUUCCUGUUGACCCCUGUCCUAGCAGAUGGUGGCGUCUUCGGCUGUAUUGUUUUCCUCAAUGACAACGUCUUCUACCAGAGUACAAAACUCAGUGUGCUGAAAGUUCAGAUCAGAAAGUACACCUCAAACCUGGAGUUAUUGUGCCAGUACUCAGAGUUGUCCCAAGUUCAGAGGGUAAAGUGGGAAUACCAAGAUAAAAGCAGGCAGCUGAAGUUUCAUACCGGACUCAUCGGCAGCAUCAGCACCACUCUGCCCUUACCCAUCACCGCCAAUGUAACGGGGAACUACACCUGCGUCCUGCAGCUGGAGAGCGGUCAGAUCAUCAGAGCAGACAAAGUUAUCACACUGCCCCCUGAAGAGAGCGUCAGUGUCACCACCCCCUCUCGGCUGCUUCCUCUCUCUGCUUUAUUACUCCUGGUGCCCCUGGUUUCUGCAGCUGUCGGCGUGUUGCUAUGGAGACAGAAACACAUUUCUGAUCGCGGUAUUGAGCAGUCACUGUCGGUUCGUUCAGGCGAAGCAGAGAACCUCUAUGAGAACCCUGAAGAUCUCCGACAGGCUCCUCCCCAGGGUUCAGUCUACAUGAUACGAGCAGUGUCAGGGCUGAUCUCCUACCCACAUCUCACCCUCAUCCAGCUGUCACAUCCCCUCUCUUCACUGCUGCAGCAAAAGGCCUUUAUAAACAACUGAAUGUCAGAGCUGCAACAUGAAUAAAACUUUGGUGUUUUAGGAAAAUGCUUUAUUUUUUCUUUAUAAGCCAUUGCUUUUUGCCAUUUAUAGAAGCUUUAAAAUUUAUCAUAAACAUGUGUGGGUGUUUAAAUCUGUCUUUUUAUUGAUCCACUUAUUUUUUUGUAUCAAGCAUCUAUUUUUUAUUGGAAUCAAAUUUAUCAUAAAUAUUUUUCUUAAUUUGAUGCUUCUGGUCAUUGUGCAAAUUAUACAGUGAGUAUUGUAAGUGAGUCAACUUUUUCAUGUGAGUUAAUGCAGAAGCGCAGAAUUGUGCUUCAGUGAAUUUAUUUCUUAUGAUGCUCAUUUUUAUUUUAUGUUUGCCAGCU